Molecule: messenger RNA, 5938 nt
Organism: Salarias fasciatus (jewelled blenny)
Lineage: Eukaryota; Metazoa; Chordata; Actinopteri; Blenniiformes; Blenniidae
Gene: mecom
Product: MDS1 and EVI1 complex locus
Exons: 18
Coding region: 159-3965 (1268 amino acids)
Biological process (GO): regulation of gene expression
Cellular component (GO): nucleus
Molecular function (GO): protein binding
Source: RefSeq, a predicted model, not a curated record
GGCUGUGCGCAUGUGCGAAGGUGUCCAGACUGACAAUGCUGGAGAGAUAGCGCGUUUGGAUUGAGAAACCCAGAGAAAAGAGACAGAGAAAAAACAAAAAGGAGGAAAAAAGAUUGAAGAAAAAAUCCAAACAAACCCCACGCCGAGAGACUGGCACCAUGAGGUCGAAAGGCAGGGCGCGGAAACUGGCCACGAGUGACGGUGAUGAUGACUUCUCACUUUAUCCGUCUGACGUCUUGGACGAAGUCAUCGGCUCGGACCGGAAUGGCACGCCUUCCUCGGCCCUUGUUGAGGACCCGCCAUCACCUCUCCUCUCCGAUGAUGAGUCUUCGCCCCAGGAACCCUUGUCAGUCCAACAAGCAGGUGUGUUUUCACCCCAAGACGAGCUGUCCAUUCCCCUGGACUUCGAACUGCGAGAGUCGUCGGUUCCAGCAGGGGGCGUGGGCAUCUGGAGUUGCAGGAAGGUGAACAUCGGAGAGCGCUUUGGACCAUAUGAAGGAGAGCACAGGCCGUUUCUCCAAGAUCCCACACAAGGCUGGGAGAUCCUGGAUGGGUCAGGCCAUGUAAAAUUCUGCGUGGAUGCCAGCAGACCAGAUAUCGGGAGCUGGCUGAAGCACAUCCAGUUUGCCCCUGCGGCGACGCAGCAUAACCUGACAGCGUGCCAGAUAAAUGAUCAGAUUUUCUACAAAGUCACCAGAGAGAUUUUUCCUGGUCAGGAGCUGCUACUUUUCAUGAAGGCUGAGGAAUAUUCAUGUGACACAAUGGCUCCUGAUAUUCAUGAGGAGAGGCAGUACCGCUGUGAAGACUGUGACCAGCACUUUGAGUCCCGCAGCCAGCUGCUGGACCACCAGAAGCAACCAUGUGGAAUGCCCCCCUCCUCUUUCCUCAACCCAGGAGGGGAAAACGAUCUGAAGGCCCAAGAGCCUCAAGACCUGCGACCUCUUCACAUGUCUCAUGGACUACAUGAGUGCAAGGAGUGUGACCAGGUCUUCCCUGAUGUUCAGAGCCUGGAGGCCCACACUCUGUCCCACUCUGAAGAGAGGGAGUACAAAUGCGACCAGUGUCCCAAGGCCUUCAACUGGAAAUCAAACCUGAUCCGACAUCAGAUGUCGCACGACAGUGGCAAGCACUACGAAUGUGAAAACUGCUCAAAGCAGGUGUUCACAGACCCCAGUAACCUACAGAGGCACAUUCGCUCACAGCACGUUGGGGCGCGUGCCCAUGCCUGCUCUGACUGUGGCAAGACGUUCGCAACGUCUUCGGGCCUCAAGCAGCAUAAGCACAUUCACAGCAGUGUCAAGCCCUUCAUGUGUAAGUCACUAAGACCCUACCUAUGUGAAGUAUGCCACAAAUCCUACACACAGUUUUCUAACCUUUGCCGCCAUAAACGCAUGCAUGCUGACUGCCGCACACAGAUCAAGUGCAAGGACUGUGGGCAAAUGUUCAGCACCACUUCUUCUCUCAACAAGCACCGGCGCUUCUGUGAAGGGAAGAACCAUUUCACAGCAGGGGGAUUGUUUGCCCAGGGCAUGCCACUCCCCGGCGCCGCUGGCUUGGACAAAUCAGCUCUCGCCAUGGGUCACAGCAGUGCCGGUCUGGCUGAUUAUUUUGGGGCUAGUCGUCAUCAUAGUGGGCUUACCUUCCCCGCAACCCCAGCAUUUCCGUUCAGCUUCCCUGGCUUGUUCCCGUCUGGACUCUAUCACCGGCCACCUCUGAUUCCGGCCACCACCUCCCCAGUCAGACAACCGGCCCACGCACCCGUUGCUGGCUUUGGCACAGAUCUGAGUAAGAGCCCUCUGCUGCCCCCGAGUCCUGGUGCUCAUGAGUCCAGAGAGCUCAUCAAAGCUCUUCGUAAGGACGGUGGCUCACCUGGAAGUCAGAUGCCUAUCUCAGAGCUGCACGCCCAGGGUUCCUCUUCCUCUGCAAAGCAGCAGAACAAGCAGAGUGACCAGUCUGAAAGCAGCGACCUGGACGACGUCAGCACGCCGAGUGGAAGUGACCUGGAGAGCACGUCAGGCUCAGAGCUUGAGAGCGACAUGGACAGUGAGCGGGAGAGGGGUGCUGCUCGAGAAAAUGGCAAAGGUCCCAAGAGGAAGUCAAAUGAAAGUGACCCCCAAAGCCCUGGCUUGAUGGGCAGCAGUGCUGCUAAAGACUUUCCGGGCCCUUCCCUCAUCCCAUCCCCACUGGAUGAGCACACAGCUGUAACAGGGGCUGUGAAUGACUCUAUCAAGGCCAUUGCCUCCAUUGCUGAAAAGUACUUUGGCUCCACUGGGCUAGCUGGACUGCAGGACAAGAAGGUUGGGUCUCUGCCCUACCCCUCUAUGUUCCCACUGCCCUUCUUCCCAGCUUUCUCUCCUCCAGUUUACCCCUUCCCAGACAGGGACCUGAGAUCUGCUGGCCUGAAGGGUGAACCACAGUCACCAGCAGAUGACUGCAAAAAGGCCCAGGGUAAAUCUUCUGAGUCGCCAUUUGACCUCACUACCAAGCGAAAGGAUGAAAAACUAGCCCCCUUCGCUCCCUCCAAACCAGAGGUCUUACAUUCUGGUCAGGAUCAGCCCUUGGAUCUCAGCCUGGGGUCUCGGGGCCGUGGACGUACCCCAAGAGAAGAGGAGACGAAGAAGAACUUGAGCUAUGAUGAGGAGAGGGGAGUGGUGGAGAUCCCAAAAGCAGACACUUCUUUACAACAUGCAAGACCCACUCCUUUCUUCAUGGACCCCAUCUAUAGCAGGGUUGAGAAGAGGAGGAUGAGCGAUCCGUUUGAGACUCUGAAAGACAAGUACAUGCGGCCAGCCCCAGGUUUCCUCUUCCACCCACAGUUUCGUUUGCCAGAUCAGAGAACUUGGAUGUCAGCCAUCGAAAACAUGGCAGAGAAGCUGGAAACGUUCGGCUCCCUGAAGCCUGAGUCUGGUGACCUGCUGCGCUCCGUCCCCUCCAUGUUUGAUUUCAGAGCCCCACCCUCUGCACUCCCAGAGACACUGCUGCGCAAGGGCAAGGAGCGCUACACAUGCAGAUACUGUGGAAAAAUCUUCCCUCGCUCUGCCAACCUGACCCGUCACCUCAGGACUCACACAGGAGAGCAACCAUACAGGUGUAAAUACUGCGACCGUUCCUUCAGCAUCUCCUCCAACCUGCAGCGGCACAUUCGCAACAUCCACAACAAGGAGAAGCCGUUCAAGUGCCACCUGUGUGACCGCUGCUUCGGGCAGCAGACCAACCUGGACCGCCACCUCAAAAAGCACGAGAACGGCAAUCUGUCAGGAACUGCCAUGUCGUCCCCACAGUCUGAGCUGGACAGCAGCAGUGCCAUCCUGGAUGACAAAGAAGACUCCUAUUUCAAUGAAAUACGGAAUUUCAUCAGCAACGCGAGCCAGAACCACACAUCACCGAACCCCUCUGAGGAAGGGUUAAAUGGCGGUCCGUUUGAAGAAGAGAAGCCACUGAGGGCCAGCCACGGCUCACAUGAGCUGGAGGAUGAGGAGGCUGAGGACCUGGGCGCCGAUGAAGAGGAAGUGGAGGAGCCCAGCAGCGUCCCUGACAAACCGGAAGGCAAGGCGCUUCCCGACAGCCUCGGCGACGACAUAAUGCAAGAAGAAAUGGACUUCAGUGAGCCGAACGAGUUAAACCUCAGCUGUAAAACCUCUCCGAGGAGGUAUAAGGAAGAGGAGGAGCAGAGCAGCUACUCAGCCUUGGAUCGCAUUCAUCGCUUUGCUGACAUGCGCAAGAUGGAGGAGAGCGAGCAGAGUGACGCAGAUGAGGACGACGGUUCGUUUGACUCCCCCUCUCUGUCCGACGCUGUAAAGCAGCCGCUCUUUAGAAAAUCCAAGUCUCAGGCGUACGCCAUGAUGCUGUCCCUGGCUGAAAAAGACUCUCUUCACCCAGCCACCCACACCCCGGCCACCAUGUGGCACAGUCUGGCGCGAGCUGCUGCUGAAUCCAGUGCCAUUCAGUCCCUCAGCCAUGUAUGAUGUAUGACGCCCGUUUGCAACUCCCUUUCCACCUUUCAACGACCGUCCCUGCCCCCCCGCCCUCGACCCUCACCUACCUACGGCACUGGGAGUCCACAGCGGGGGGAGAGGGGGGGGGGCUCGUCUGCGGGGGCCCCCGAUCGUCCACAGAGUUACUGCUGAGCAGAACCACAGCCCAUCUGACUGCUGCCUUACACACGAUGCAGGGUCACUGUGUCAAUACAGAAUCCAGCCCACACAUAGCCCCCUCCAGACCUCCAGCAGAUAGAAAGAUAGAGAGCAAAAGAAAGAAGAAAAAAAAAAGAGAGAGAGUGAGAGAGAAAUGUCCCUCUGAGACCUUAAAAAUUGAUUUAUCACAUUAUCACCAACCGGGAUGUUGAAAUAAUAAUGCUAAAGUAAUAAUAGCUGUAUUUAUUCUUCUGAAUAUCUAUGUUUUUGCACAGCGAAGGCAGCUGAUAGAUAUGAAAGAUGAAGGUGCUGACGCAUCACUGCUAGACUGCGUUUAGUGGCCAGCGAAGACCAGGCGGGAGGAAGCCCGAGGUCCAGUCUGGUCGUGUCUCUAAGACACUCGUCUCAGUCUAACAUGUUUCAUCAUGUGUAAAGCAUAAGAACUAGAACAAGAAUCCCUUUUGACCCCCCCCCCCCCCCACAGAGAGCCACAGGUGUUCGAUAUAAAUACACAUACUUGAUGAUUAAAGUGAACGGUGGGGCUAUAGCAACCUGGGCUCAAGUGAAAACCGCUCCAUGUAAGGACAGCACUAGCAGCGCUUUAAUAUCACUGAAAGGCAUUGAAGAACACACACACACACACACACACACACACACACAGACCCACAAACAAAAAAAUUAAAUGUAAUCGUUAAUCUGAAAUCAGGCCUGUUUCCCGUCCGCGUUCUCAUAGCUGCGUGUGUCUGCACAAUCAUAGCACUGUACACAAGUGUCUAACUGUUCUCCACUGCACUCCAUCCCGCCCGCCUGCGCUAUCUGUGAAAGGAUAUAAAUAGAUUGUCUUUUUAGUGGAAGAGAAAAAAAAAACACAUUUUCUUGUUUUUGUUUUUCCUGUUUUUUUGUUUGUUUUCUUAGUUUUUUUUACAAGUAGCCAGUGCUGAAGUUAAUUGUUGUUCUCAAAAAAAGGCACACAUAUAUAAGUAUAUAUAUGUGUGUGUCUUUUUCAAAACCCUUGAAUCCAUCCUAGUCCACCAACAAUACCACUAAAUAGCCGGAAUGCUAGUUGUUAGCUACUCCAUGCUUGUGUGUCUUUCAUUUUUAGACAAUCAUUGAUUUUUGUUUUCAUUUUUUGUUGGUGUUGUUGUUGUUAUUUGCUGUUGUAUUUUGAGAAUUGUAUUUAUUUCUUGGCAAACAGUAGUUUGUUUACUGAAUAGCACUGCUCUUAGCCCGGGUGAAGGGGAGAUUCCUCGCCGGGCCUGUUCCCAGAGUUCAAUGGGGUUUGUAGAUUACAUUUGAGUGCCGGAUAGUAUUAAACAUACAGUUCACUCCUUAUUCUACUAAUGAAGCCGGUUGAUGAAUAGAUAUUCUUUAGGGUUUUUUUUUUUCUAUGACAAUUUAAUGAUUCAAUUGUAAAAAAUGAAAAACGAUAUAAAGAAUGAAUAAUGAAAAAAAAAAAAAGAUAAACAGCCAGGUAUAAUUUCUUCAUAAGCGCAUGAUUGGUCUGUUAAGAUCUGUAUCUGACAUUUUCUACGGUUGUCUGCAAGCUUGUGUGAUGUUCGGUUCAUGUUAAUCCCUUGUGCCAAACUGAUGAUAAAUAACAGAUUACUUUCAUUUAUUCUCCCGUUUUGAGGGACCAGAUUUUUUUGUUUUGUUUUGUUUUUUGUCGUUGUUUUGUUUAUAAUCGAUUUUAAAAAGUAAUCAGCAAGUUGAGGUACUUUGUUUUAAUGCUUUCUACAAUGUAACUGUUAUGCAUUUCAAUUCAAUACUGUGGGAGGAACAACUAAGAAAUAAAGGACUACAAUGUG